Triticum turgidum subsp. durum (durum wheat) is the source of this 1149-nucleotide messenger RNA. The record is from the annotation of a GenBank genome assembly. NCBI's taxonomy places the organism in Eukaryota, Viridiplantae, Streptophyta, Magnoliopsida, Poales, Poaceae.
AUGGCGCUCUCCGACCUCUCCCGCGACUCGCUCCUCCCCAGCUUCCUCUACUCCCCGCGCUCCUUCGCCGCCGCCGCCUCCCCGCGCUUCCCCUCCUCCCCGUCGCCCUACCAGGCGCCCGCCUCGCCCGCCGCGGCCCCGGCUGCUGGCCUCGUCGGCGCUGGCGGGGUCGGGGGCGGCAGGCCCUUCUCGAUCCGCGCGCCCAACGAGAAGAUAGAGAUGUACUCUCCCGCCUUCUACGCCGCCUGCACCGCCGGGGGGAUCGCCAGCUGCGGGCUCACCCAUAUGGCCGUCACCCCGCUCGACCUCGUCAAGUGCAACAUGCAGAUUGACCCGGCGAAAUACAAGAGCAUCUCAUCUGGAUUUGGUGUUCUGUUAAAGGAGCAAGGAGCUAGGGGAUUCUUCAGGGGAUGGGUGCCUACCUUGCUUGGUUACAGUGCUCAGGGGGCUUGCAAGUUUGGGUUCUAUGAGUUCUUUAAGAAGACCUACUCAGAUAUGGCUGGGCCUGAGAAUGCUGUGAAGUACAAGACCCUGAUUUACCUUGCAGGGUCAGCUUCUGCUGAGGUAAUUGCUGAUAUCGCUCUGUGCCCCUUUGAAGCUGUCAAGGUCCGUGUGCAGACACAGCCUGGAUUUGCUCGUGGGUUGAGUGAUGGGCUUCCCAAGUUCAUCAAAGCUGAGGGUGCUGCUGGGCUCUACAAGGGCAUUGUUCCGCUCUGGGGUCGCCAGAUUCCUUACACCAUGAUGAAGUUUGCUUCCUUUGAGACCAUUGUUGAGCUUAUCUACAAACACGCUGUUCCUGUUCCCAAGGCCGAGUGCAGCAAGUCUUCCCAGUUGGGUAUCAGCUUUGCUGGUGGCUACAUUGCUGGUGUCUUCUGUGCUAUUGUUUCUCACCCGGCUGACAACCUGGUCUCUUUCCUCAACAAUGCCAAGGGUGCUACAGUGGGUGAUGCUGUUAAGAAGAUUGGCAUGUUGGGCCUUUUCACCAGAGGACUUCCCCUUCGCAUCGUCAUGAUCGGUACUCUUACCGGUGCUCAGUGGGGAAUCUAUGACGCCUUCAAGGUCAUGGUGGGACUCCCGACCACCGGCGGUGCUCCACCAGUUGCUCCGGUAGAGGAAGCAGCGAAAAUGGUUAUUGUGUCAUCAUUUUGA